UGGUCAUGUCCAUUGAACUGUAAUACAAGUUGAGGUCAACUCUUCUUCGGGCUCCAUUUUCCCAGCCAUUUAAACGACCGCUUAAACGUCCGCAUCUCACACGGUCACACCUACCUUCUCACUUCAACGUCCACCGCCCAUUCCAAAUCCCACCAUGUCGGUCAACAAACUCACCACCGUCCUCUGGUUCGACGGCAAAGCAGAAGAAGCCGCCCACUUCUACACCUCCGUCUUCAAGGACUCCAAGAUCGGAUCGCGCCAAUACUUCGUGGAAGACGCCAAGCAAAACCACGGCCAGGAAGCAGGCUCGCUGAUGGUCAUCGAGUUCGAGAUCAACGGCAACCGAUUCGCCGGCCUCAACGGCGGGCCGCACUUCAAGUUCAACGAGGCCGUGUCGUUCAUGGUUGACUGCGAAGACCAGGCCGAGGUCGAUUACUACUGGGAGAAGCUCGGCGAGGGGGGCGACGAGCGGAAGCAGAUGUGCGGGUGGCUUGGCGAUAAGUACGGGGUUUCGUGGCAGGUUAUCCCCAAGGUCUUGAAGGAGAUGCUCGCGGAUGAGGAUAGGGUGAAGGCUGGUCGGGUGACUGCUGCUAUGAUGGGGAUGAAGAAGUUGGAUAUUGCUGGGCUUAAGGCGGCGUUUGAGGGGUGCCCGGGUGAGGGUCUUUUUAUGUAGCUUAGCAUAGACAUGCCUCUGCGAAUCUAUAGUAAGUGCAUGUGGUGUCUAUAGUUCCACUUUGUCUAGGUUUCAGUUCAGCUUAGCUUCGGAGACUCGAGUGUCCCGAC
Molecule: messenger RNA, 783 nt
Organism: Sodiomyces alkalinus F11
Lineage: Eukaryota; Fungi; Ascomycota; Sordariomycetes; Glomerellales; Plectosphaerellaceae
Product: 3-demethylubiquinone-9 3-methyltransferase
Exons: 1
Coding region: 155-673 (172 amino acids)
Source: RefSeq, a predicted model, not a curated record